AUGCCAAUUAAACCUGGCAGCAAAGUCUUGUACUUGGGAGCAGCAAAUGGCACUACAGUCUCUCACGUUUCAGAUAUUGUGGGGCCUUCUGGAGUGGUUUUUGCGGUGGAGUUCUCCGCAAGGGCGGGGCGGGACUUGACGGACUUGGCGAAAAAAAGAAAUAAUAUAAUUCCGAUUCUCGAAGACGCGCGGCAGCCGCUGAAGUACCGCAUGCUUGUGGACUCAGUUGAUGUUCUUUUUGCAGAUGUUGCGCAACCUGAUCAAGCCAGGAUCUUGGCGUUGAACGCGAGUUUGUUUCUGAAGGACUCUGGCUGGUUUUUGAUUUCGAUUAAGGCCAGCUGCGUGGACUCCACGGCGAGGCCUGAGGCUGUUUUUGCUGCUGAAGUCGAUAAACUCAGAAAGGAGAAGUGCAAACCGAAAGAACAACUCACUCUUGAGCCUUAUCAUCGAGAUCAUGCUGUUGUCAUUGGACAGUAUCGAGUGCCCAAGAAGAAGUGA
Molecule: messenger RNA, 498 nt
Organism: Eimeria necatrix
Lineage: Eukaryota; Apicomplexa; Conoidasida; Eucoccidiorida; Eimeriidae
Product: fibrillarin, putative
Exons: 1
Coding region: 1-498 (165 amino acids)
Biological process (GO): rRNA methylation; box C/D sno(s)RNA 3'-end processing
Cellular component (GO): small-subunit processome; box C/D methylation guide snoRNP complex; nucleolus
Molecular function (GO): RNA binding; histone H2AQ104 methyltransferase activity; rRNA methyltransferase activity
Source: RefSeq, a predicted model, not a curated record